AUGGCAGAUCUGAAGAAAGAUGAGAGGCAAACGAAAUUCGUAGGAGUACGGAAGAGAAACUCAAAAUAUUCAGCAGAAAUAUGGGAUUUCAGAAAAAAGAAGCGUGUUUGGCUUGGCACUUUCAACACCCCCGAGGAGGCUUCUUUCGUUUAUCUUUCCAUGAAACGUGAGAUUGACGAAUAUAAGGCUAAGUUAUUUGCCAAAAAGAUUCCCUCUCAAAAUCCAUCCUCAACCCUAGAUUCUCCAUCUCACGUCCAACUUUCCGACAAAAACGAUGUUUCUGAUGGAACCAGCAGCCGUAGCGCCGCCGUCCUGGAAGAGCAAGAUUCCGAAGAAAACGAGGAUUCUGAUGAAACCCGCAGCCGUAGCGCCGCCCCGGGUGAAAAAGAGCAAGUUUCCGGCGAAAACGAGGUUUCUGAUGGAACCCGUAGCGCCGCCGCCAUGGAAGGGCAAGUUUCUGGCAAAAAAGAGGUUUCUGAUGAAACCAGCAGCCGUAGCGCCGCCGCCAUGGAAGACCAAGUUUCCGACAAAAAUCAGGUUUUUGAUGAAACCCGUAGCCAUAGCGCCGCCGCCGUGGAAGGGAAAGACGAGGUUUGUGGAUAUCAAGAUGACAAAUUAGGGUUCAUCAACGGUGUGCAAGUGUUCGAUGAGUAUGGGAUUUUGGUGGGGGAAUUCAGCCACAUCGAUGAUCUUAGCAUCAUCUGCCAACCCGAAGAUUGCGCUUCUAUUUUUUGA
Molecule: messenger RNA, 735 nt
Organism: Erythranthe guttata (spotted monkey flower)
Lineage: Eukaryota; Viridiplantae; Streptophyta; Magnoliopsida; Lamiales; Phrymaceae
Source: RefSeq, a predicted model, not a curated record